Molecule: messenger RNA, 1137 nt
Organism: Triticum turgidum subsp. durum (durum wheat)
Lineage: Eukaryota; Viridiplantae; Streptophyta; Magnoliopsida; Poales; Poaceae
Source: the annotation of a GenBank genome assembly
AUGUCGAGCCUCCGCAACUCUCGUCGGAAGACCGACGUCAUCGGCGACUGCAUUGACAAGCUCCACGAGAAGCGCCGCGCAGUGCGCGAGGAGGGCAUGGAGGCGCUGGAGGGCUUCGUCCCCGUCGACGAGCUCGACUACCGCUACUUCACCGUCUUCGAUCGCUGCUGUGCCUCCCUCCGCAAGGGCGCCUGCAGGGAGGCCACGCUCGCCUACCGCGCCAUCAGCCUCCUCGCGCUCACCAUAGGCGCCGCCACUGCCGAUGGCGUCGAUUGCUCCAAGGACAUCCUGGAGAAAGCGCUCCCCGUCCUCGAGGAGACGCUGCAUGCACCAUCGUCCGGCGCGACGACCAUGGUGGCCUCUCUCGAUUGCCUCGCUGCCGUAACCCUCACCGGCACUCGCCGCCCGGAGGACGCGGCCCCGUCCGUGGAGGCCGUGUGGGGCGCGAUCAGGCGUGCCGAAGAUGAGACGAAACCGAGCCCUGAGGUCCUGGCGGCCGCCGUGCGCGCGUUCGCCUUGCUCCUCACCACCGUCGGUGACUUGAGGUCGUACCCCUGCACCGUCAAAGAGGCCAUCAUCCCAUUCCACGACCUCGCCGAGCUCCUCGAGUGCGAACACCCUGACGUACGGAUUGCCGCCGGCGAGGCGCUGGCCGUGUGCGCCGAGCUUAACCUGACGCAACACGCCUCGCCCGAAGACAUCCAAGUGAUCGAGAUGAUACUGUCCGACCUCGUCGCCGAUGCCAGCGGCGGCCAGAACCUCACGGAAGAGCAGGUUGAGUUCUUCCAGCAGAUCGCCGACAUCAUGAGCCAAGUCGGUUGCCCGGAGAUGGAGGAGUCGAUGCCAUCGUCGUACACGAGCGGGCGCAGCAUGCUCAGGGUGUCUACAUGGGCGAGGCUGGUCCAGCUCAAUUUCCUGAAGCGGUUCCUCAACAAGGGCUUCCGUAAGCACCUCCAGGACAACCUGCUCUUCCGGGAACAGGUGGACUCCAGCGACGCCGUAGGCGAGGCCGACGAACAGCCGGUCGGGAAGGGCAGGCGGCGCGGGGGUGGGAGGGAGAAACGGUGGAGCUCGGCCAUGAGGAGGGAUCGCGACAUCGCAUGGGAGAGCAAGAAUGGUUUCUCCCUGUAUGAUUAG